Messenger RNA from Mobula hypostoma (lesser devil ray), 885 nucleotides. It is a transcript of the gene mrps12, whose product is annotated as mitochondrial ribosomal protein S12. Gene Ontology annotation, cellular component: small ribosomal subunit; ribosome. Gene Ontology annotation, molecular function: structural constituent of ribosome. The transcript is spliced from 3 exons. The record is from RefSeq and is a predicted model, not a curated record. The coding region runs from base 174 to 659 and encodes 161 amino acids. Gene Ontology annotation, biological process: translation. Lineage: Eukaryota; Metazoa; Chordata; Chondrichthyes; Myliobatiformes; Myliobatidae.
GAAAACGCGGCCGGCCGCCCCGCCUCUUGUCCGCCCGCCGCCGCCGUCCACCUCCUCUCCGUCGCCAUCGCAACGCGGCCUAGUCCUGCUUCGAGCCCGACUUCAGUCGGAAAGAGCCUCGGGGUCGAUUAGCGGACUGAAAACGUCAGGCUUCCUUGUACAGACCUAAAGAGAUGUUUCCUGUGGGUGCUGUUCGGACCUGGGUAUCUUCGUUGUCUGCAGGGGCAGUGAGGUUGGCGGGUUCCUCACCAACUUCCCUCCUCCAACGGGUGCUGCCAUCGCCAGGGUUGACGUCGCCCCCUGCAGCUCAGUGGCAGAAUAGCCGGUGCAUGGCCACCCUCCACCAGAUGCACAAGGCAGGCAAACCCAAGAGGCCCCCUCCCAAGCUGGGCCCCACCUUCGGGCACCCCCAGCUCAAGGGUGUGGUACUCAAAACCAUGAUCCGCAAGCCCAAGAAGCCCAAUUCGGCCAACCGCAAGUGCGCCCGGGUCCGGCUCAGCAACGGCAAGGAGGUGAUCUGCUUCAUCCCCGGAGAGGGCCACAACCUCCAGGAGCACAACAUCGUGCUGGUGGAAGGGGGGAGGACGCAGGACCUGCCCGGCGUCAAGCUCAAGAUUGUGCGGGGGAAGUACGAUUGUGCCCACGUGCAAAAGAAGUAGUGAGACCGUUCCGGGACUCGGUGUGAACUUUAAAUGGUGUUUGUAUUUAUAACGGGAACAGCUGCUUCCUUGGACUUCCUCAAGGUCAAAUAUAUUGUGAGCUGACUGUACAACCAAAUGAAACAACGUUCCUCUGGUCCACAGAGCAUCCACAAUACAUAUAUCUCACACAGCACAUAGAACAAAAUAUUGCCAUAAAUAAUUAAUAAAAUUAAAUUAAAAUGCA